GAAGGACCUAGGUUUCAGUGGUGAGACAUGGGGUACGAUGUAACCCGUUUCCAGGGGGACAUUGAUGAGGACCUUAUCUGUCCUAUUUGUAGUGGAGUUUUGGAAGAGCCAGUACAGGUGCCUCAUUGUGAGCAUACCUUCUGCAAUGGCUGCAUCAUCCAAUGGCUCUCUGAGCAGCAGACAUGCCCAGUAGACCAUAGCGUUGUUAAGGUUGCCCAGCUGAGUCCAGUACCUCAGAUCAUGCGGAACAUGUUGUCAAAGCUACAGAUUGCCUGUGAUAACUCUGCGUUUGGCUGCAGUGCUCUUGUCAGACUUGACAACCUCAGGUCUCAUCUCAAUGACUGUGAGCACAAUCCGAAGCAGCCUGUGACCUGUGAGCAGGGUUGUGGCCUUGAGAUGCCCAAAGAUGAACUGCCAAACCACAAUUGCAUUAAUCAUCUGCUCUCCGUGGUCCAGCAGCAGCAGACACAUAUCUCAGAGCUGGAGAAGAUGUCUACUGAACACAAGCAACAGCUGGCAGAACAGGAGCAAGACAUUCAGCUACUGAAGAUGUAUGUGCGAGCCACCCAUAAUGUCAACCUCAACCUUCAGAACCUGGAAACAAUCGAGUACAACAAAAUCCUUGAGUGGGUGAACGCCCCACAGCCAGAAAGAGUGACCCGCUGGGGAGAGAUGAGCUCCACUCAUGACCAGCAACUGAGUGACAACAUGGUGCAGGAUCCAGGGCUUGUCCUAUUUGCACAUCUUGUGGAGGAGAUAUAA
Messenger RNA from Arvicanthis niloticus (Nile rat), 762 nucleotides. The record is from RefSeq and is a predicted model, not a curated record. Lineage: Eukaryota; Metazoa; Chordata; Mammalia; Rodentia; Muridae.